This is a messenger RNA of Penicillium bovifimosum, 1920 nucleotides long. RefSeq names its product ATP-dependent RNA helicase SPB4 (gene spb4). Gene Ontology annotation, cellular component: nucleolus. The transcript has 3 exons. NCBI's taxonomy places the organism in Eukaryota, Fungi, Ascomycota, Eurotiomycetes, Eurotiales, Aspergillaceae. Gene Ontology annotation, molecular function: nucleic acid binding; ATP binding; RNA helicase activity. The record is from RefSeq and is a predicted model, not a curated record. Bases 1 to 1920 code for a protein of 639 amino acids.
AUGCCUCCUAAGUCAUCCUCACGAGCGUGGGACGCUCUCACGCCUCCCUUAUCAGAAUGGACCCUCGAUGCUGUGGGCUCAAUGGGCUUUACGCGCAUGACUCCAGUCCAGGCCUCGGCCAUACCUCUGUUUAUGCAGCAUAAGGAUGUGGUGGUGGAGGCUGUCACUGGAAGUGGAAAGACCUUGUCAUUCUUGAUACCGAUAGUUGAAAAGCUGCUUCGCCUUGAUCAGCCUCUCAAGAAGCAUCAUGUGGGAGCGAUUGUCAUUUCUCCGACGAGAGAAUUGGCCAUGCAAAUCCAUCAAGUUCUUCUCUCGCUAUUGGAAUUCCACCCUGCCUCGGCCGCAGCUAUCAAGCCCGCUGAAGAGGGCGUCCCUCGCCCGAAAUCCUCCGCGUCGACAUUGAAGGUCGUUCCGCAGCUCCUUCUGGGUGGCUCAACAACUCCUGCUGAAGAUUUGAAAUCAUUCCUUAAGAAUUCGCCCAAUGUGUUGGUCGGUACGCCUGGAAGAUUGUUGGAGCUACUUUCUUCACCACAUGUUCACUGCCCCCAGGCGUCUUUUGAAAUGCUUGUCCUGGACGAGGCCGACAGACUUCUGGAUCUUGGAUUCAAAGAUGACCUACAAAAGAUUUUGCGCCGGCUGCCCAAGCAGCGAAGGACGGGAUUGUUUAGUGCUAGUAUCAGCGAGGCUGUUGAUCAGAUCGUACGCCUGGGUCUACGGAAUCCAGUCAAAAUCGCUGUCAAGGUCAAAGGAGGAGCUGGUAUUGAGGAAAAGCGCACUCCAGCAAGUCUGCAAAUGACAUACUUGACAACACCUCCGCUUCACAAAUACGCUAUCUUGAAGCACAUUCUUUCCUCCGUCCAACCCACACCGCAAAAGACCAUUUUCUUUGUAUCAACAUGUUCCAGCGUCGACUACCUCGCCAUGAUAUUACCGAUAAUCCUAGGAGAUGACUUCCUACUAGUUCCUCUACAUGGAAAACACCAAGCCAACGUCCGCCAAAAGAACUUCAUCCGCUUCACUACAUCCACCGCACCCUCCAUCCUCCUCACCACCGAUGUCGCCGCUCGCGGUCUCGACAUUCCCUCCGUGGACUUGGUAGUCCAGAUCGACCCACCAUCCGACCCCAAAACCUUCAUUCACAGAUGCGGUCGUUCUGGCCGUGCCGGCCGCCGAGGUCUCAGCAUCGUGCUCAUCCACCCCGGUCGGGAGGAGGACUACGUAUCGUUCCUUGAGAUCCGCAAAACACCAGUCGCGCCAUACCACCUACCAGAGUUCACCGACGAGCAGGCCACAGCCGCCACCGACAAAAUCCGCAAAGCCGUGUUGAAAGACCGUGCCAUGCACGACAAGGGCCAGAAGGCAUUCGUCAGCUGGCUGCGCAGCUACAGCAAGCACCAAGCAAGCAGUAUUUUCCGAGUUGCAGAUCUCGACUGGGAAGCUCUUGGCAAAGCAUGGGGGCUCCUCAAACUGCCCAAGAUGCCUGAACUACGCUCCUUUGAAGGAGACAAGACGCUAGGCGUCACUCUUGACUGGCCCAACUACACUUAUAAGGACAAACAACAAGAAAAGCGUCGCAAGGAGGCUAUGGCUGAGGCUGCCAAUGCGCAGACUACGGAUCAGGGGUCGACCAAGCGACGGGCUCCUGAGAGUGUGGCUUGGAGUCAAAAGACGGAAGAACGGGAGCAGAGACUCAAGAAGAGGGAGUUCAAGAAGGCACGGAAGGAGAAAGAGAGAUGGGAACAAAUGCCGGAGGAUCAGAAGCAGAAAGCUCUUGAAACACAGCGCAUGCUGGAGGAAGUUCGUGCUAAGAAUGAGCGGCAGCGGUUGCUGAGGGAGGCUGCCAAGGUGGAGGGCGCCAAGGUGGAGGGCGCCAAGGUGGAAGGCGCCGCAGGAGGCGAUGAGUUCCAGGGUUUCGAUUAG